This is a messenger RNA of Rotaria sp. Silwood2, 987 nucleotides long. NCBI's taxonomy places the organism in Eukaryota, Metazoa, Rotifera, Eurotatoria, Philodinida, Philodinidae. The record is from the annotation of a GenBank genome assembly.
AUGCCAUCCGAUACAAUGGUUAUCACAACCUUAAGUGUUAUUUCAGCUCAUCUAAACCGUUAUUUAUCAAUUGCUAUACUUCUAUUCGGCGUUGUAGGUAAUCUUUUAAAUUGUCUUGCUCUAUCACAACGAACUCUUCGUUCAAAUCCAUGUGCCUUGCUAUUUCUUGCCUCAUCCAUUGCUAGUCUUAUUACUCUUAUAUCUGGUGUUACCGUUCGUUUAUUAGCUGGCUGGACAAUUGAUCUAACAGAUACUGUUGGAUGGCUUUGUAAAUUUCGCAUCUUUGUUUUAUUUUCUUCAAGAACAGCAGCUUCAUGGCUUAUUGCAAUGGCUACUAUUGAUCGAUGGCUUUCGUCAUCGAUUGAUGUUCGUCUUCGACAUAUAAGUUCAAUUAAAAAUGCUCAACGAGGAAUUAUUAUCAUAAUAUGUCUAUCAAGUCUUGUCUAUGCUCAAAUAUUCUAUUGUUAUGAAGCUAAUUUAAUCGAUUCUCCACUUAAAUGUUAUGGUAAAACAAAAUGGUGUCGUAUAUUAAUUGAUUUAGAAUUUGCUUCUAUAAGUGUUAUAAUACCUUCAUUGUUAAUGUUUAUCUUUGGAUUAAUGACUGUAUUAAGAAUACGUCAAACUAGUCUACGUCAAAUUCAACCAAUUAUAGUAACAACAUUACAUCAAAGCACAAACAGAAACCAACGGUCUCAACCAUUAAGAAAAACUGAUCAUUAUUUACUUGUUAUGCUUUUAAUACAAGUCUUAUUAUUGACUCUAUUUUCAUUACCACAAGCUAUUGGAAAUCUUUAUUCAAAUAUAACUUUAAAUCAAAUAAGAUCUCCAUUAAAUAUAGCAAUAAAUCAUUUUAUAUUUAAUUUAUUUAUUCUUCUUACUUAUGUAACUAAUGGAAUGCCAUUUUAUAUUUACACAUUAACUGGUGGAACUGUUUUUCGUAGAGCAUUACUCAAAACAAUAAGAGAAUUUAUUCAUAAACUUACAUAG